Molecule: messenger RNA, 1444 nt
Organism: Rhagoletis zephyria (snowberry fruit fly)
Lineage: Eukaryota; Metazoa; Arthropoda; Insecta; Diptera; Tephritidae
Gene: Mkk4
Product: dual specificity mitogen-activated protein kinase kinase 4
Biological process (GO): MAPK cascade; protein phosphorylation
Molecular function (GO): ATP binding; JUN kinase kinase activity
Source: RefSeq, a predicted model, not a curated record
AUGUUAAAAGCUGGCAGCAGCCGUCCUCGCAAUCCGCCAAGUGAAUUGAAUUUGGGUAGCUUCAAUGGACGCCAACCACCUUCAUUUUCAUCAACUUCAUCUGGUUCAGCUUCGUCAAAUUUAUCUACGUCGUCUGCCUCCAGUUCCUCUUCACACAAUUUAGUGCAACGUUUCUGCCCGCCGCCACCGCCAGCACCAGUAGCAGUAGCAGUGCCAGCCCCAACAACAACCAAUAAUCAGGAACGUACCCGUGAGCGUAUAAAACAACAAGCCUGCGGAAAGUUGCUCAUCGAUGAAGAAUGCUAUCAUUUUACAUCAGAUGAUUUAACUGAUAUAGGUGAAAUUGGUCGGGGUGCUUUUGGCACUGUCAACAAGAUGAUAUUCAAAGUAGGCAAGGUAAUGGCAGUGAAACGUAUACGCUCCACAGUCGAUGAAAAGGAACAGAAGCAAUUACUUAUGGAUUUGGAAGUGGUGAUGAACUCGAACGCCUGCCCCUAUAUAGUGCAGUUCUAUGGAGCGCUAUUCAAAGAAGGCGACUGCUGGAUUUGCAUGGAAUUAAUGGAUACCUCGCUGGACAAAUUUUAUAAAUACAUUUACGAGCGUAAACAGCAACGUAUACCCGAGUCGAUACUUGCAAAAAUUACAGUAGCUACGGUACAAGCAUUAAAUUAUCUUAAAGAGGAAUUAUCGAUUAUACAUCGGGAUGUAAAACCUAGUAAUAUUUUGUUGCAUCGUCGUGGCGAUAUUAAGUUGUGUGAUUUCGGCAUUUGUGGCAAGUUAGUGGACUCAAUUGCGGAGACUAAAGAUGCAGGUUGCCGGCCGUACAUGGCGCCGGAACGCAUAGACCCAGAGCGCGCUAAGGGUUAUGAUGUGCGUAGUGAUGUAUGGUCGCUUGGCAUAACGUUGAUGGAAGUUGCUACCGGAGUGUUUCCAUAUCCUAAAUGGGAUUCGGUCUUCGAGCAGUUGUAUCAAGUGGUGAAGGGUGAUCCUCCCCGUUUACAAACGUCGUAUAAGGGAAUGGAGUUUUCACAGGAAUUUGUAGAUUUUGUGAAUACCUGUUUAAACAAAAAUGAGAGCGAAAGACCCAAAUACGGUCCGUUGCUGGAAAUGCCUUUCAUAUUACGCGGCCAACGUAGCCACACUGAUGUAGCUGCUUACGUGACUGAUAUUUUGGAGAAUAUGGUAAAGGAUGGCAUAACUGAGUUUACAACAAAUCAGCCGGCGGAAAGUUAAGCUUGCUUGAACAUAUAAAAAUGCCAUUUAGCGAUUGUGUAUUAGUGGGAAGUCGUAUUAGAACUAAAAUGUUGGUAGGCAAGUAGCGUAGUAGCAGAAUCGUAAGCAAAAUGUGUGAGUGAUUGUUGUUACAGCAGCUCAGAUCAGCAGCGCUGCUGAGUUGUUGCUAAAGGAAAUAUGUAUAAAUAAAUAUCAAAAAAUAUAUAAAAUA